Messenger RNA from Cyprinodon variegatus (sheepshead minnow), 2359 nucleotides. RefSeq names its product MOB kinase activator 2 (gene mob2a). The record is from RefSeq and is a predicted model, not a curated record. Gene Ontology annotation, biological process: signal transduction; positive regulation of protein phosphorylation. The transcript is spliced from 5 exons. Gene Ontology annotation, molecular function: protein kinase activator activity. NCBI's taxonomy places the organism in Eukaryota, Metazoa, Chordata, Actinopteri, Cyprinodontiformes, Cyprinodontidae. Bases 455 to 1159 code for a protein of 234 amino acids. Gene Ontology annotation, cellular component: cytoplasm; nucleus.
CAGCUCCAGUGGAGGCUCAGUCUGGCAGGCUGUACGGUAACCAUACAAGGCUUUAUGACAGAGGUUACCGGGCUGUCCAGCAAACAUCCAGACGGUCAGCUCCCACGGCACGCGGGACUCUGCUCAUCCAGGCGGACGCACACCGCCUCUUCCCUUUGCUGCUCUCCCGUUACCAGCUAACCAGACUGACCCCACCAACGUUUCAUGAUCCGGAGGCUAGCAGCAGAUCAAAACAAGGACAAUCGCUCCAAGUUUCAGCGACGAUCCGCGUUUGAGCAACCAGGAGGUCGAGCAGCCUGAAGAGACACCGGAGAGAGAGAGAGCGGAGUCCGGAGCCAGGCGGCAAGAGCUAGCCAGGGGUGGUGGCUGGAUAAACUAGAGGGGGUUGCCUGCAGCUCCUGGUGGAUUUAUUCGCUGCCAGCUAACGUUAGCUCAGCUAGCUCCCAGCAGCACCAUGGAUUGGUUAAUGGGGAAGUCCAAGACGAAGCCAAAUGGAAAGAAGCCACCGGUAGAAGAGAAGAAACAGUAUGUGGAGCCAGAGUUCACGAAAACCCGAGUGGUGGAUUUCGAUUUGAAGGAGUUGGUGGUGCUGCCCAGAGAGAUCGACCUCAACGAAUGGCUAGCGAGCAACACAACAACCUUCUUCAAUCUUAUCAACCUGCAGUACAGCACCAUUUCAGAGUUCUGCACUGGGGAAACCUGUCAGGCCAUGACGGCUUGUAGCACAAUAUACUACUGGUAUGACGAGAGGGGGAAGAAGACGAAGUGCACUGCUCCACAGUACGUCGACUUUGUAAUGAGUCUUUGUCAGAAACUGGUCACAGAUGAGGAAAUCUUUCCCACAAAAUACGGCAAAGAGUUUCCCAACUCGUUCGAGUCGUUGGUAAAGAAGAUCUGCCGGUACCUGUUCCACGUGCUGGCUCACCUCUACUGGGCGCACUUUAAGGAGACGGUGGCUCUGGACCUGCACGGCCACUUGAACACUCUGUAUGCACAUUUCAUCGUUUUCGUAAGGGAGUUCAACCUGAUCGACCCCAAGGAGACCUGUAUCAUGGACGACUUGUCCGAAAUCCUCUGCAGCCCCGUACCCUCCCCGGCCCCCUCCUCCGCAGCCCCAGCCCCCUCCCCGUCUUCACAAAACCACGUGACGGAGAGAUGAGCAGGGGUCGAGACGGCGGCCCAGGGGGGUGAUGGAAGAAAAAAGAGGAGAGGAGGAAAAGAAAAACCCACGGCCCAGCCCCCUUCCUCGGUGCAAGCAGGACUUCUGAAACCUUCCACUACCCUUAGAUUUCGCUACGACACCAACAAACUAGCUGGAAGAAAAACGCCGGGGACGGUUUUAAGCGGGGGGGGAGGGGUUUAAGGUUGCGGGGAGGGGUUUGUCACGCCAGCAGGAAUUGGCGUGAGCGUUCCUCCCAGGGACAAAUCCCUCCCAUCUUCUCUGCGAUCUAAACUAGGAACAAAAAUCUGUGUAUAUUUUAUUUUUUUGGUUUAUAUUUUCCUCUUUUAUUUUUGUUGAAAAUUUUACUCAGUUUUAUUUUGUUGUUGGAGCAGGGUGCUGUGUUUGGACCCACCUCCACCUGUCCUUUGCCUAGUAUACAGUACAGGAAAGGGUGGCGGGAAGGGGGGACUGCUUUGCUUCAACCUGCUAUGUGUACAGUGUUGUGUGGAUGAUGCUCACCUGUAGGCUCUUCUUCCCCCUGGUCUGGGUGGGGGGGCUGCUAUGUUUAGGAGGCAGCCAUGUUACUGCCCGAUGGGGCAAGGGGCUAGCCAAUCACUGUUUGGGUUCUUUAUCUGGAGGGGGGGGGGUUAUGAAGGCGCUUUCUACUCAGGAUCUGAGAGAAUCAGACACUGCUGCCAGAGAGGAGCCCCUCAUUCAUUCUGUCCUUUUUCUUUCCCUAUUAGACUCCCUCCUAUGACAAACGUUUAUACCCCCCAAAAAACACCUGGAUGAAUCCCUGACGAGCGUGUCCCAGAUCCUACCUAUAGAGGGCAGCAAACAUGCAGAGGAAGCCCCAGACACACAGCGGCUAAAUCUAAAGAUUGUACACUAGAUGUAAAAUCUUUAUCAGAGGGAGAAUACUUGGAGGCAGACUGGUUGCCCAUUUAGGGCGAUUCCCAGCUGCUUGCUGGUGACGAGCCCAGCGGCACCACCCACUCCAGCAGCACAGGAGGACAAAGACAUGAGGUCAUGUCUGCAGGCUCGGAGAGGCGAGCAUGAUGACGGAUAGGAGGGGUGGGAAGGAUGGUGCGCUGCUGCGUAAACACUCACCUAUACUUCCAGCUCAGAGCUUAAAAAAAAACAAAAUAUAGCUUUUAUUUUUCGCCUCUCCCUUUAAAUUGCUUUUUUUUUUAGAGG